Prinia subflava (tawny-flanked prinia) is the source of this 2358-nucleotide messenger RNA. RefSeq names its product mab-21 like 3 (gene MAB21L3). The transcript has 7 exons. The record is from RefSeq and is a predicted model, not a curated record. Lineage: Eukaryota; Metazoa; Chordata; Aves; Passeriformes; Cisticolidae. The coding region runs from base 92 to 1369 and encodes 425 amino acids.
AGCUCUCUCUGAGUGUUCCUCUACUUCCAGAGGCAGGUGAACGAGUGAAGAGUGAAUUCACACUUUAAAGAGCAGCGAAGACCAUCUUGCCAUGAAACCUUUCACAGAUGAAGAUGUAGAAAUCUACAUCCAGAGUAAGGUGGAGCGGCGGCAUUACCUGGUUUCCAAAGCAGUGGAGGAGGUGCAGAAAAUCAUCCAGCAGCUGACCGCAGAGAUCAGCUACAAGGCCGUGCGAUUCCAGGCCAUCUCCAACUCUGGCAUUCACAAUGAGAACAUUAAGGAUCAGCCAGCUUUACUGGCCAAGUGGUCAGCUAUGCUUCGGAGGAAGCGCCCAUUCCACCCAUCCAUCCAGGUGUUAGCACCCAGCCAGUUCCUCAUCACAGUUCCUCUGCGUGGCCUGACGGGGUACAGGGAAUGCCAGGUUCGGCACUGGCGCUAUUACACCGUGAACGGGGCCAAGCUCCUCUCCUCCGUGCGGGACCCUGAGGAAUUGCAUCAGUGGCUGGAGGUGGAGCAGUUCUCAAAAAGCCUUCAGCAGUGGCAUGAAGAGGAUGUGAACAUCGAAGGGGAUCUGGUUCCAGCCAAGGUCCUUAUUGUCUUCCGGGAGCUGGUGGAGAAGUCGAUCGUCUCCUGUAACCUCUCCAGUAAAGUGACAGUGCUGGAGAGCUUCAGCUCAGUGGUCCGGGUGGCUGUGGAGACAUCAGAAUCCCAGGUUGAGGUGGAGCUGGUCCCUGCUGUGGAGAUUCCAACCUGCUGGCCCGAGAAAGCCCGGUGGCCUCGUUGCCUUAAGCGUUGGCCUUCUCAGGAAAAAGUGCAAUGCAUCAAGUCGCUGGGUUUCGACCUCCUGGCCCGCUCUAAUUACCACUGGCAGCUGUGCUUCUCCCGUGCUGAGCACAUCCUCAUGGAGGGACUUGAUGAAGAUGGUGGUUGUCGCAUGAAGUGCUUCAGGGUCAUGAGGCAGAUGAAGGAGGAUGUCUGGUGUGCUGGAAAUAAGCCUGUCAUCACGGCUUAUCACCUCCAGGUGGGCAUCACCCUGAUACCAACAUACAGUCGCGGGAUCUGUUGCAGUGGCUUCCGUCCAGCAAGGUCAGAAUGCUGUGGUGUAAAUCAGUGUUGCAUCUGUGUGACUUCCAAGACAGUGCUAUUCUGGACGUGUGAAAAAUACCCACGCACCAAGGAUUGGCGCUGCUUCCCUGAAGCCUUUCUGAGGCUGGUACAGAAGCUGCACAAGUGUGUAAGCCAGCACUUCCUCAAGCAUUACUUUCUCAAGAACACCAAUCUGCUCAAAUAUGCCAACACCAGUGACCUGGACCUGGUGGCCAGCAAGCUGGCAGUCUUCUUGGAGAACCCCGUUUUCUGCCUGGACUGAGGCAGGCAAAGGCCUCACCCCAAGCCUGAGUCAAUCCCCAGCUCCUCUCCCCACCCGUGGCUGCUCUCCGUGUCCUUCCAGUAGAUGUUGCAGCUGGCUCUGUGAGACAGUUGGCACAUGCAGCGCAAAAGAGAAGUGUCGAGCUGGCAGCAGUGGGCGGUGAAAACUGAUGGGAGGUAUCACUUGAUGCCCAGCUGAUCUAAUUUGCUUUCAACAGUGACAGCCUGCCUGGAAGCUACAGCCAGUGAAACCCAACUUUGUGUGUCAGUCAGAGCAGGCAACUGCCUUGUUCUGUGUCUCCACUCUUGUGGCACCUAAGCUGAAAGGCAGCGCAAAGGAGUCUCGCUCUGCUGCUUCUGUAACCUAGCACAUGUAUUGCUGCAAUCGCCUGUCUCACAAGGGCAGUGGGUUUAAUUGCCUGCUUACCUCACAGGCCAGCUCUGCAGAGGGGCAGAGGAACAUUUCCGAGGUGUUCUGAAGCUGGAAGCUUUGUCAGAGGAAAUUCAGUUCAGUGAGAUCCUGCUCCAGUAGGAUCAAAUAGGAAUUUAACCAUGCUGCUGGUGUUGAAGAGCUCAAUGGAAGCAAGAAGAGGAACAGUGGGUUUUGCCUCUUAAUUUUUCUCUCCUCCACUUACAUUGCUCUUCCAAUUGCUUCAAGUAUGUCUCUUUCAAGUUUGCCUUUGCCAGUUGUGUUAGUGCCAUACAGUCAGGGGGCUUUGGUAGGGCACAUUUCCCUUCCCAUCUCUGGCUCUAUCCAGGAGGCUGGAUGAGGAGGAGCAGGUCUUUCCCUAGCUGUUAGCACCCAUGUAUUUUUGGGUGCAGUGCAGAAGGAGGAUAUUUUUCAAAGGCUCUUAGCUCCAAGACCCCUUUAGUGCUUUUAAUUUUGUGGAUGUUUCAAAAGAAAAUGGAUUUUAGUAUUUCAAAAGAACAGAGCUUUAGAAUUAAUAUAAAGAAUGCUGUGUUUAAUGUUAUUAAAUUGCUGAGACUAAA